CAGACCACUCGCUUUGAAUUUUCUAACAUGGCGGAUGACACGAGUGACAUAGCAAAACACAACAAAGUUUCAGAAUGUCCCUAGAAGCAGCCAUUUCCGUUCUUAAACGAGCUGUAGAGCUCGACGAAGGAAAGAGUUAUUCUGAAGCCUUAGUCUGCUAUCAAGAAGGAAUAGGUUUACUGCUACAGGUCGUGAAAUCCACUACAAAUGAAAUUACCAAAACGCGUUACAAGGAACAACUGAACUCAUAUUUUGAACGCGCGGAGAACCUAAAGCGUACAGUUAAGGAGCAAAAAGAAGCGGGUAAAUACCACGAACAAAUUCAGAUCAAGGACGGAUCUAAGGGCUACAGUUACUCUAAGAUUUUUGGACGUUAUUUGGACGAGAAUGUGGAGGAAGUUACAAUCGAGGAUCCGUACAUUCGUGGAAUUCAUCAAAUCUAUAACUUCCUGCGGCUCUGUGAAUUAUUCGUAUUACAUGGCAGCGUACGCAGAAUCAACCUUAUUACAGGUCUUGAUGACGAUCCCUCCACUCAACAACAGAGACUAAAGGAACUCACCUCAGAUUUGAAAAGACACAAUAUUGAUUUACAAGUGAACUACUCCCACACUCUACAUGAUCGCGAGAUUAGAUUCAGCAAUGGCUGGGUCAUAAAGAUUGGAAGAGGUUUGGACUUUUACAAGAAGCCAAGAGGGAAAUUUUCUAUUGGUUACUGUAACUACAAUCUGAGGGACUGUCAUGAGACAACUAUAGACAUUUUUCUAAAGAGAAAACAAUAACCAAAUUCAUCCAUACUCAAGGAGAAAAAGUGGAAAAUUAGAAAAAGGUAGGGCUGUAGCUAGUCUGAGGCAGUGAGAGAAAAGGAGGAUAUAUCCCUCCUAGUAGAGCUGUAUCAUUGCACCAAAUGACAAAUAUAGUAGCAACUCUCCCUCUCUCCCCCUGGCAGAAAAAGCAAGAAAGUUUAUGCAGAACGUUUUUCUGCUAUGGCCAUAAAAGGGUGGGACCAAGAUAUUUUAAAACAGAUUUUUGAUGAUGUGCCAAUUAAUACAUUGACAAGACAUUGGAAAAAUUACAUUAACAUGAAUUCAAUUUUGACCACCUAUUCAUAUGCCGAUGACACAAAAAAAAUCCUCUAAAUAAUUGUGCAGAAGUUGGUAAUCCAGGUAGUCAUAUUUUUGUAAUCUAGGUUCAUAGGCUAUUUUUGAGUAUGAGGUAUUAGUGAGACUAUAUAUGACUAUAGGUGCAGAGGAAGUAAUUAAACAACAGAUGUAAAAGAUACACCAAGAAGGGGAAGGAAGGUAAAAAAACGCUUGAUGCUUUUUCAACUAACCAGCUUAUUUAUUUGAAAAUUCUAUCUUGUUUAACUGUCAUGCAUUUGCUUUUCUCACAAGCACUCUAGUAAACCAUUAUGUGUCAUUAAAAAAAACUGUGUAUAUUUGGGGUCUCUCUCAGCAUGUAAACGUUAUAAAAUGUAUUCCAAAACUUCAUAACGUGUAUAAAAGUAAUAAACAACUCCUAAAAAGGUA
Nematostella vectensis (starlet sea anemone) is the source of this 1526-nucleotide messenger RNA. Its product is annotated as MIT domain-containing protein 1. The record is from RefSeq and is a predicted model, not a curated record. Bases 75 to 779 code for a protein of 234 amino acids. Gene Ontology annotation, cellular component: midbody. NCBI's taxonomy places the organism in Eukaryota, Metazoa, Cnidaria, Anthozoa, Actiniaria, Edwardsiidae. Gene Ontology annotation, biological process: midbody abscission. The transcript has 2 exons.